ACCUCCUUUGUUUUCUUCUCUCGUCUUCUUCCCCCCAGCCCUCUCAACGUCUUUUGUUUGUUAUAGACUUCUAGUUUACAAUUUACAUUUACAAUACCCACACACACGCACCCAAAAGAUCUCUGGAAAAUCCAUUUCGUGAGAGAAAGAAGAUUGCAGAAACAAUAAAGAACAACCACAACUGCAACAACAAAGAGUUAUCAGCUAUGAAAAGCUCGCUGCUGCAGUGUAGCGACUGCUGCUUCCAUGGCCGCCAGCAAGAAAUUUCCUAGGCAGAUGGGUGAAAUCAUCCGGAAAAUCGCCCGGGUUGACAUCAAGUGGAGCGUCCUGGAACGGGUCUCUGUUUUCCGCCAGUUUUUCGAGUUCUUGUGGGAUAGGAUUCUCGCCUGUUCUAUUGGUAAGCCGCCCUCCAAAUACCGCCGCAUAACUCGUGCUGGGACGAAUACUUCGCCUUCUACUUCUUCUUCUUCUUCUUCUUCUUCCACUUCGUCUUCGCCGCCCCAAGCCGGCGGCCCCGACUACGACUACGACGCUGUGCCUUUCGUCGAGGCGUGCACGACGAGUGGAACCGGCGAGCUCAACUCUUCCAACUCGGAUUUGGUACCGCUGAAGAUCAGCUUGCUGGGUGAUUGUCAAAUCGGAAAAACUAGCUUCGUGAUCAAGUAUGUUGGGGACGAACAGGUGAAGAAGAGCUUGGAAAUGGCAGGGUUGAAUUUGAUGGACAAGACAUUGUUUGUUCAAGAUGCCAGGAUUUCAUUCAGCAUAUGGGAUGUUGGAGGAGAUAGCCGGUCGUUUGAUCAAGUCCCCAUUGCCUGUAAAGAUGCAGUUGCAAUUCUUUUCAUGUUUGAUCUCACCAGCAGAUGCACACUCGACAGCGUUGCUGGAUGGUAUUCUGAAGCCAGGAAAUGGAACCAGACGGCUAUUCCCAUCCUGAUCGGGACCAAGUUUGAUGAUUUCGUCCGCCUACCUCCAAAUCUACAGUGGACUAUUGCAACACAGGUAAACAUACAAAUGACGUAUAGCAAACAGUGCUAAGAUGAACAGUAGAACUUCUCUCAGUUUUGUCUUUGAACAGGUUUAGGGGAACAUUGCCUGCAAUUGUGACUUACCCUGUAGCAUUUUGAGAUUCCUUUUCCCUCUUUGCGCGUUUGAUAGACAAAGCAGGCAGAAUGGUGGGGUCACGCCCGCACACAAAAGCUUCAUUAAAGUGAAAGAAUUUAAGUUCUGAGACAAGGAAGGAAUCUUCUUUAGGGAUCCCCCGUCCGUAUGGAUGGUAGAUCUAAUUUAAGGCUUUGCCCAUUCCCCUUUCAGCGUAAUCUAAAGCUUUCAAUUCAGGAAUAUGCUUUAGCAGGGUUUUCAUUUUCAAACAUUUAUGCUGCAUUUUACUCAUUCAAAAAGAAGGGGUUUCAUAUACUGAGAAGUAACACCUUUUCUCCUUUAAAUGAUGUGUUGUCCGAAGAUUCAAGUCAAGGGUAUAGCAAAUUAGGAGAUCCUUAUUGCAGCCAACUCUUGUUUGUGUACCUAAACUGUUAUCUUUUUGGUUAUCUGCAAACUUGCUGAUCAAAUUGUGUUGGUGGUGGCAUGAUGAUGAACACAAACGCAGGCAAGGGCGUAUGCACGAGCGAUGAAGGCGGCGCUCUUCUUUUCGAGUGCGAAACACAACAUAAACGUGAACAAGAUCUUCAAGUUCAUCGCCGCGAAGGUCUUUAACUUGCCAUGGACGCUUGACAGGAACCUCACCAUUGGGGAGCCCAUUAUUGACUUCUGAUCUCUUUACCUAUAUAGUUGCAUUUUACUAUUUUUAACUGUUCUUUCACGCAUUGAUGUAUUUUGUAUUCUCCUGUAAAUAGUAGAGAAAGAUAAGAAGGGAAAGUAGAAAGGAAAACGGAAGAGUGAGUGAGAGGUCAGAUUGAGAGGAGGAGUCCUUUUUUCCAAGAUUGUUUGUUGCUUUCAUUUCUUCUUUGCUCUCUUUUGUUCCACCCUUCUGCUAACUUUAUGAUUUAUGAGCAUAG
Molecule: messenger RNA, 2012 nt
Organism: Linum tenue
Lineage: Eukaryota; Viridiplantae; Streptophyta; Magnoliopsida; Malpighiales; Linaceae
Source: the annotation of a GenBank genome assembly